AUGUCUGCUUCAAGUACCUCCUCUACUUCUGGCACAAUUGCCAGUUAUGCCAAGAAGAUCAAUACAACAAAACGACCAGAUGUCGAGAUCCAUCUAGAUGAUCAUCAUGAUGGAAAGACCUAUACAACAUUUGAUGCUUUGUCAGGCAAGGCCUCAAUCACAUCUCCUCAUGAUGCACAAUUCGACGAAAUCCACAUCACUCUCGAAGGAGUUACUCGAACAUAUGUCGAAAACAUAACCCAAUCCAGUGCAACAUCCAAAACAACUGCUGUUCACAGAUUUCUGAAACUUGUCAUGCCAAUUCGAGAAGCUACAUAUCCUCGGCCACGAGUCGUUGAAGCUGGCAAAAUGCAUACAUUUCCAUUCAACUUUGUCAUUCCAGAACAACUCCUUCCAACGGCUUGCGCACAUGUAUGCGACGCCGAUCAUGUUCAUUUGGCACAUGUGCAAUUACCCCCCAGCAUGGGCGAUCGCGAAGCAUCGAUAUUAGAUGAUUUGGCUCCAGAGAUGAGCAAAAUUCAAUACUCAAUCAAUGCCAGAUUGAUCAAAUGCACUGAGUUGCCGAGAAAGCCGAUCUCCAUUGCGGAGGGCUCGAAGAAACUUCAAUUAAUCCCAAUGGUAGCGGAAGCACCUCCAAUGAGUAUUUCAGCAGAUGAUAAGAGCGAUUACUCGCUCUCAAAGACCAAAUCCUUGAGGAAAGGCAUGUUUUCUGGCAAAUUGGGAAAAAUUACAGUUUCGUCGGAUCAACCUGGAGCAAUCAUUCUCUCAUCUCCUAACAGUUCAUCGGCGGCUACAAUAAUGGCAACGGUCAAGUUACAAUUCGAACCACAUGAUCUGAACUCACAACCCCCUCGUCUUGGUGGUUUAGUCACUAAAAUCAAUGCAAUGAGUUUCUACUCUUCCAAGCCGGCAAAGUCGCUUCGCUCCCGAUCGGGUAUGGCCACGAACUUUGAACCUGCCCGACAAGUCUACCCAACCUCUGUUCCUCUCUCAUCGAGAUGUGUUGAGCAAGUUUCAUGGGUGAAGCACUUGCCACAACCAGAUUUGUCCCGGCGAGCUUCUACCAUAUCAUCGAGUUCGUCUGAAUACUCAGAUAACUCACAAAUGCCACUAAAAGCACAAAACAAGGUCUACUAUACCGCAGAAAUUCUAGUCCCGGUUUCAUUACCUUCGUCGAAGGUCUGGGUGCCAUCAUUCCACUCAUGUAUCGUCUCUCGAACAUACUCUCUGAAUCUUGCCUUGUCUGUUCACACUCCUGGAACAGGUGUUCCAGCUUCUUCGGUCAAGCUUUGUCUCCCAUUGCAGAUCGCAGCACAAGGCAAUCGAACUGCGCCAAAAACUCUUACUGCAGAAGAAGCUGCUGCUGAGCUAGCAGAUGCAAAUGAGUACCUGAGACCAAGAGUCAUUGACAUGCCAAGAGAGGAUUUGGUUGAGAAUGGUGUUUUGCGAUCUAGCUCUACUAUUCCACGUCCGGAGUUACCUCCAAGUUAUGAGCAUACCGAGGAGCCAAGAAGGCAAGUUGAUCCAUCGAGGUGCUAA
Molecule: messenger RNA, 1539 nt
Organism: Sclerotinia borealis F-4128
Lineage: Eukaryota; Fungi; Ascomycota; Leotiomycetes; Helotiales; Sclerotiniaceae
Source: the annotation of a GenBank genome assembly